This is a messenger RNA of Juglans microcarpa x Juglans regia, 1184 nucleotides long. Its product is annotated as cell number regulator 6-like. The transcript has 4 exons. The record is from RefSeq and is a predicted model, not a curated record. NCBI's taxonomy places the organism in Eukaryota, Viridiplantae, Streptophyta, Magnoliopsida, Fagales, Juglandaceae. The coding region runs from base 236 to 952 and encodes 238 amino acids.
ACGUAAACUGUUUCAACUUAUCAAAACUGUAUCUAUAAAUGACAAUGGCGAGAAGAAUAAUCUAAAAAUAAAAAAAUAAAAACUCCGGAUUUCGACUGUGAAUUGAAGGUUAGAUUGAAGCCUUGAAGUCUCCAUUUCCCUCUUCCAUUCGCAUUAUCCGUUCCUCUAAUUUCACAUUCCUCCCUCUCUCCCUCUGAUCUCUUUGUUUUUGUUGACUUUUCUCUGGGGAGAUAGGAUGGCUGAUGGGACCACGCACUUGCAGUCGCGGUACGUGAAGUUGAAGAAGGAUCAAGCACCAUUGGAGGAGAUCACCCCCGGAGAGCUUAACCAAUCCAUUCAAGUCCCUCAGUUAGUCGUUCAUAGAUGUAAUGAAUGUGGUCAACCACUGCCUGAAAGCUACCAGCCACCUGCUGAUGAAGAUUGGACAACUGGGAUAUGUGGCUGUGCUGAAGAUACUGAAAGUUGCUGGACUGGACUUUUCUGCCCAUGUGUGUUGUUUGGGCGUAAUGUUGAAAAUUUGCAAGAUAUUCCAUGGACCAAUGCAUGUGUUUGUCAUGGCAUGUGUGUCGAAGGUGGACUUGCACUUGCAGCAGCAACAGCUCUGUUCCACGGUAUUGAUCCUAAGACAUCAUUUCUCAUUGCUGAGGGUCUGUUAUUUAGUUGGUGGAUGUGUGGCAUCUACACUGGUUUAUUUCGACAAUCAUUGCAGAAGAAAUAUCAUCUCAAGAACUCGCCAUGCGACCCCUGCCUGGUGCACUGCUGCUUGCACUGGUGUGCCAUAUGUCAGGAACACAGGGAGAUGAAAAACCAUUUAUCUGAUAAUGCCGCAGUUAACAUGACUGUUGUUAGCCCUCCACCGGUUCAAGAGAUGGACACUCGCGAGAACAAGGAGUCCGCACCAUCUGCGCCCGAAAAUGGCGAGCAAAGCAAUUUGGAAAUUCAGCCUUUGUAGAAUUUUCAAAUUUCCUAUUAUACAGGACUCAAAAAUUUUUCUUCCUUCAUUUCUGUUACUAUUUUUUUUUUUUUUUUAAAUGUUUGAAUGUAGCACAUCAACAAUACUGGCUUCCCAUCGUAGUAUCAAUGUAACAAUACAUACAUGUUUAGUUAACGGGGGAGCACCUUGGUUAAAAUGGAACAAAUAGAUGAAAAGCAAUAAUAUCCGUGCUUGCCACAGGCACCAUAAA